Molecule: messenger RNA, 2429 nt
Organism: Acinonyx jubatus (cheetah)
Lineage: Eukaryota; Metazoa; Chordata; Mammalia; Carnivora; Felidae
Product: acyl-coenzyme A synthetase ACSM4, mitochondrial
Exons: 13
Coding region: 304-2043 (579 amino acids)
Biological process (GO): acyl-CoA metabolic process; fatty acid biosynthetic process
Cellular component (GO): mitochondrial matrix
Molecular function (GO): fatty acid ligase activity; fatty-acyl-CoA synthase activity
Source: RefSeq, a predicted model, not a curated record
UGGAAGCUUGGCAAUUCUAUAGUUGUCAGCUUUGUUUUGUUUUGAAGAAUAACCAGAUCACAGACAGAACGAAGAGGAGAGGUCAGUGGUAGGGAGACUAGUCCAUGGCUGACUGCCACAGCCCUGAAAAAGGAUGAGUGUUUUUCAGGUGUUCCCCAACUCCCUGGGGAGCACACAGCCACAAGUCCACUCCCCAGUCUCACCACAGAGCAACCAGAGAGACUAACGCUCCCCCUACCCAUCUCUCCCCACAGGCUACAGAACUUCCACAUCCAUAUCAGUUGACAAAGCCCUUUGGAAAUCAUGAUUUUUUUCCGCUAUCAGAUGUUCAGAUUCAUUUGGCUUGCCAGGCCAACUGGCCGGUACCUUCACAAAGAUCACCAGCUUUGGGCACCUCUGACUCUUGCUGACUUUGAAGCCAUAAAUCGCUGUGAGAGAUCAUUGCCUAAAAACUUUAACUUUGCUGGGGAUGUGCUGGACCAGUGGUCCCAAAAAGAAAAGACAGGAGAGAGACCAGCCAACCCAGCCCUAUGGUGGGUGAAUGGCAAAGGGGCUGAGGUGAAAUGGAGCUUUGAAGAACUGGGCUCCUUGUCCCGAAAAGCUGCCAACGUGCUCAUCAAGCCCUGUGGCCUAAAGAGAGGAGACCGAGUGGCUGUGAUUCUGCCCCGUAUCCCAGAGUGGUGGCUUAUAAACGUGGCUUGUAUGCGAACAGGGCUGGUCUUCAUGCCAGGAACAACCCAGCUGACAGCAAAAGACAUUCUCUAUCAGCUGCGAGCAUCCAAAGCCAAGUGUGUUGUGGUCAGUGAGGAGGUGGUCCCAGCAGUGGAGUCCAUCAUGUCAGAGUGUCCUGACUUAGCGACCAAACUCCUGGUGUCUCCACAGAGCCAGAACGGGUGGCUCAGCUUCCAGGAAUUAUUUCAAUCUGCCUCUGCAGAGCACAGCUGUGUAGAAACAGGAAGUCAAGAACCAAUGGCCAUUUAUUUCACCAGUGGGACCACAGGUGCUCCCAAGAUGGCCCAGCACUCUCAGAGCAGCCUUGGAAUUGGGUACGCCCUUUAUGGAAGGUAUUGGCUAGACCUGAAGUCCUCAGAUAUCAUAUGGAACAUGUCUGACACUGGCUGGAUCAAGGCUGCCAUUGGCAGUGUGUUUUCAUCCUGGCUUCAGGGAGCGUGUGUCUUUGUACAUCGGAUGGCCCAGUUUGACACUGACACUUUCUUAGAUACGCUCACCACUUAUCCCAUCACGACCCUGUGCAGCGCUCCCACUGUGUACCGGAUGCUUGUGCAAAAAGACCUUAAGAGAUAUAAAUUCAAGAAGCUACAGCACUGCUUGACAGGAGGGGAGCCACUCAACCCCGAGGUGCUGGAACAGUGGAAGGCACAAACUGGACUGGAACUGUAUGAGGGCUACGGACAGACAGAAGUGGGAAUAAUUUGUGCCAAUCAGAAAGGACAAGAAAUUAAACCGGGCUCAAUGGGCAAAGCAGUACAACCCUAUGAUGUCCAGAUUAUAGAUGAAAAUGGCAACGUCCUACCACCUGGCAAAGAAGGGGAAAUUGCCCUCAGACUACAGACUACACGGCCUUUCUGUUUCUUCUCUGAAUAUGUGGACAAUCCAGAGAAAACUGCUGCCACAAUAAGAGGGAAUUUUUAUGUCACUGGAGACAGAGGAGUGAUGGACAGUGAUGGGUAUUUCUGGUUUGUUGGUAGAGCUGAUGAUGUCAUCAUAUCCUCUGGGUACCGUAUUGGGCCAUUUGAAGUGGAGAGUGCACUAAUCGAGCACCCAGCAGUUGUUGAAUCAGCUGUUGUCAGUAGUCCAGAUCCAAUCAGAGGAGAGGUAGUGAAAGCUUUUGUUGUCUUAUCUGCACCCUUUAAAUCAUCCAACCCAGAGAAAUUAACUCUUGAACUUCAGGAUCAUGUGAAAAAAUCAACUGCACCUUACAAAUAUCCAAGAAAGGUGGAAUUUGUUCCAGAACUCCCAAAGACAAUCACUGGGAAAAUCAAACGCAACGUUUUGAGAGACCAUGAAUGGGGUAGAACAUAGCCUGAUAAGAGACGAUGGCAUUAAGUUGUUAAUAGGGCUGCUUUUAGUCCUUGCUUCCUAACAAUUUAGUGAUUAGUCUCUUAAAAUGCUGAAGAUUUUUCCUGGUUGAAAAACUCAAUUUUUUGUUUUGCAAUUAGCCAAAAAAUAAAUGAAAAUCUAAAAACAUUUGGGAAGAAAACUGUUAUAAUGACCAAACUGACAAAGGCAAUGCUUUUAAUGAUUUGCAAGGGUUUAAAAUAGCAAAUAAUUACUUAGAAAAGCACAGUGGACAUUGAAUUAUCUUGUGAAUGAUUAAGCCAAAAUAAAGAUUAGAACUAUUCUAAAAGUUCAAGACUGAAUUUCUUCAAGGUGCUUGGGUGGUUCAGUUGGUUGAGCAUCCAACUCCG